AUGGGCGGCUUUGCGGCGAGUGGAGGUGCUCCCACUCAAGGCUCCCUUGAUCAACCCUCGGAGUUCCAAGAAGACAUCCUCUGGGACUUAGAAUACGACUACUACUCGAUAAGUAGUGAUAGUGGCCCAUCGAUCAACUUCAACGGCGGUGACGGUGAUUUGACGAUGGCCUUUUCUGAACCAAGCAUCAAGAAUGAAGCUGGUUUUGACGAGUUCAGUUUAGACGGGAGAUUCUGGCCCGGCUAUACUCGUAUUCCAGGCCUCACCAUGCUCGCGCAGAAUUCUCAUCUCCCCAUAUCGGACCCAUCUCAAAGUCACGAAGUUUCUUCUUCAUAUUCUCUCUACCAAUCGGAAAAUUCAGUCUUUGAGGCGCCAACGCCCCCAAUAAACUAUACCACCCUGAAUACCGACACGAGGGCCUACCAUAGUCCCACAAGCGACGUCUUCUCCAUCACUCUCCCGCAGGCUCCCUUUGCCACCGUUGUUGCGCCAUUGCCCACCUCGCCCGUCCGUUGCAAGCGGGAAUCGUCUUCCGUCUCUUCCACGUCCACCGUUGACGGCGGAGGCCGCAUCAGCAAACCAAAGCAGAGGGUGAUCAAGCAUCAUCCCAACGGCGGCAAGGAUCCCACAACGCCGCACCAGCAGAAACUGCGAAGCCUCAUCGACGCUUCCGCCACCGGCGUCUACCAAGCACACAUUGCUUCCGCCGAGGCCGCGGCCGCCGACCAAGCCGAGUUGAUGCGCAUGUUUCGCCUGGCGCCCAAGCUCUGCACCAACCCGUCGAGCGACUCAACGUUUCCCGUUCGUGAUGCAGACAAGCGAGAGUACGUGCGUAACAUGUACGACGCCAUCUGGGAUUGGUCCGACUACGUGGAAAUGGGAAAGACGCUCGGCUCAGCCAGCAUAAGCGCGAGCCAACCUGUGCCGUCGCGCGCGGAGCAGCAAAAAAAGGUGUUGAGCAACCCGCUCAACGACUAUGUUGUUGAACAGCUCUGCUGGCGUUUGCUUAACUUUGCGGAAAACGCACAGCAGGGCAUACCCACUGUCGACUUUUGGGCCGGCGCGGAUGGGGCGUGGGAGUCAUACGCGACGUUUGGGGAUCGCGUGGCCGCCAUUGGCGACAGUCUGCGCAGCUCCAAGCAGCUGGUCAAGUCGCUGCUGACGGCCGGCGACCGCUGGUGCGCGCGCAUCGCCAACAACCCAAGAGGCGAGUACACGCACAAGGUGAAUAACAUGAAGGUCAAUCAGCGCAAGAACGAGCGGCUGCGAGAGGCGACGAGCGCGCGGCGGAAGAAGGAGGAGGAGGAGGAGGAGUAG
Molecule: messenger RNA, 1317 nt
Organism: Beauveria bassiana ARSEF 2860
Lineage: Eukaryota; Fungi; Ascomycota; Sordariomycetes; Hypocreales; Cordycipitaceae
Exons: 3
Coding region: 1-1317 (438 amino acids)
Source: RefSeq, a predicted model, not a curated record